Messenger RNA from Adineta ricciae, 1890 nucleotides. Lineage: Eukaryota; Metazoa; Rotifera; Eurotatoria; Adinetida; Adinetidae. The record is from the annotation of a GenBank genome assembly.
AUGUUGCGGCCCCGUCUUUCAUUUCUCAAUCACCAGUUGUUACAACGAACUUUAGGAACUCAGGCACAACCUGCUGUUACUAAUGAAAGUAAAGCUGAGCAGCAAAAUCAGACCGAUGAUUAUACUUUAUCAAGCGUUUCAAAUACUCCGCCACGGCGACCAUUAACCAAUCAAUUCACUCAUCAGGUCAAGAAUCAAGUUCCACCACUUGAAUAUAACGAUUUAUAUAAAAGUGAUUUAACGCUGCGAGAAUUUGUUACUAAAGAAAAUAAAGGGCAGAUCAAAGAUAUGGGACUUGAAUUGGGUACAUUUCAUUGGCAUGAACAAGGCCAAAUAGCUAAUCGGCAAGUACCUAUGUUACAUCAAUUCGAUCGCUAUGGACAACGUAUCGAUGAAGUUAAUUUCCAUCCAGUUUAUCAUGACUUGAUGCAAGUCGGCAUGAGAUAUGGCGUUCAUUCUGUUGCCUGGGAAUCAUUACCUGGUUCACAAACAAGUAUCAAUUCACACGGACAUUUACAGCACACAGCAGGAUUGUAUAUUUUAACACAAGUCGAAGCAGGUGUAUGUUGUCCACUAUCAAUGACUUAUUCGGGUUAUCCCCUUCUUCAUCGUUACUUGCACUGCACAAGCAAAAAAUUGGUUGACAGUUUUCCAUUGGAGAAAAUUUUAUCACGAAAAUACGAUUCACGAUGUAUACCAGCAAAAGCUAAAUCUGGAUUAACUAUCGGUAUGGCAUUGACAGAAAAACAAGGUGGUAGUGAUGUACGAGCAAAUACAACUAAAGCUUAUUGUGAUGAUGCUGAAGAGAAACGUUACAUUCUUGUUGGCCAUAAAUGGUUCUGUUCUGCACCGAUGAGCGAUGGUUUUCUUAUACUUGCUCAAAUUCACGAUGCUGACAAUGUUAACACAUCGCCUACUCAUUAUAUUCCAUCUUGCUUUUUCGUUCCACGUUGGUUACCUAACGGGGAACGUAAUCCAUUCUAUAUCCAACGAUUAAAAGAUAAACUUGGUAACCGUUCAAAUGCAUCAAGUGAAAUCGAAUUGAAUAACACUCAGGGUUGGUUAUUGGGCAAAGGGCAUGAUGGUGUGAAAGUGAUUCUUGAAAUGAUCAAUGGAACACGCUUAGAUAGUGCAACAUCAAGUGCUGCGCUAAUGCGGCAAGCUUUAGUUCAAGCGAAUUGGCAUGCACGUCAUCGUAAAGCAUUCGGUCGUUUGCUAAUCGAUCAACCAUUGAUGAAACAAGUGCUUGUUGAUUUAUUGCUGGAAUCCGAAGCAGCUACCGCAUUUGUUAUGUAUCUGUCCACACUUUUCGAUGCAACGUACAAUAAUGUUCACUCAAACAAUACUGGAGAAGUUCUUGCACUGUCACGUAUUGCGACUGCCUUGGCGAAGUUUUGGAUUUGUAAGCGUACACCUGAAACGACUUACGAAGCAUUGGAAUGCCUCGGUGGUGCUGGAUAUGUUGAAGAAUCAAUGAUGCCACGCAUAUAUCGUGAAGCGCCAUUGAAUAGUAUUUGGGAAGGCAGUGGUAAUGUCAUUUGCUUGGAUAUUCUACGUUCAAUGAAAAAGUCACCUGAAUCAUUACAAGCUUAUUUAUCAUUUAUCCAUGAAACUAAGGGUUCAAAUAAACACUUAGAUGCUGCUGUCGAUCACCUGGAAAAACAUUUAUUAUCUAAAGAUCUUUCUGCAACUAUGCUUGAGCGUCACGCACGAACAUUAGCAACACAGUUAGCGUUGUGCUUUCAAGGUGCUCUUCUUGUCCGUCGUCUACCACAAAGUGUUAGCGACGCUUUUUGUGCAUCCCGUCUGGGACCUGAUCGCGGCUCGAUCUUUGGUGAUUUGCCGAUGAAUAUUGACACCGAUGCGCUCUUAAAGAGAUUACCGUUCUAA